Puccinia graminis f. sp. tritici CRL 75-36-700-3 is the source of this 1219-nucleotide messenger RNA. RefSeq lists its product as uncharacterized. The record is from RefSeq and is a predicted model, not a curated record. The coding region runs from base 44 to 433 and encodes 129 amino acids. The transcript has 4 exons. Lineage: Eukaryota; Fungi; Basidiomycota; Pucciniomycetes; Pucciniales; Pucciniaceae. Gene Ontology annotation, cellular component: mitochondrial intermembrane space. Gene Ontology annotation, biological process: protein import into mitochondrial intermembrane space. Gene Ontology annotation, molecular function: zinc ion binding.
UCACUUGACGCUGGAAAAAUAAGUACACACAUUGACGAUUCGAAUGUGCAAGCACAUCCUCAACGCACAGGUGACGAUCCGGGCCCAAUGUUGUCGGAAAUGGUUUGACUGUGCAGAAUGUCAUGCUGAACAGCAACCAGAUCACAAGCUAUUCAAGAGUUCGGAGAUGGUGAUGAUGUGCAAGAAGUGCAAGAAAGCGUUCCGGAAAGAUGUGGUCGACGAGUUCGAAGAGUCGGAUGAGUAUUGUCCUCAUUGUGAUAACCAUUAUAUAAUCGAGGCCAAGACGGCCAAGCCGAUGAUCGGGAUCGAAGGCGAAGACGCGAGAGUAGACCCACGAGGACUAGUCACAAGGGACGAAAGAGCACAGAAGGUCGAUCGGCAGGCUGAACUCCAUAAACUACUCGAAGAAGAAUUCGCUUCCAAGGUCGAUUGAUCAAGCAGAACAAUCAUCCCCACAAUCUUGCUAUCCCAUCAUCCCCCCCCCCUCAAAGAAAGACACCCAAAAUCAGCCCAUCCAUCGUCCCCCAGAAAUUUCUUUGGUUGGAGAUUGUCAAAUUCUUGGAGUACUUACCUAACCUUUUUAUUAUUAUAAUAUUGAUGUAAAACACCAUACUAGCAAUACCUCAAGUUCGUUGUUAUUUCUCAGAAGAAGAGUCUCAAGUCUACCGUCGAAAGUGAGUUGGAAGCUGGCUCGAUUUUCCGCUCCGAUCUUGCAAGGGUCCAACGAUGUACACUCAUGGGGCCCAGUCUUUCUGUUGUUUGAAAGAACCUCGCUUUCAGAGCAUAUCCCACUUGAAGCUCUUCAAUAGUCAAUCAAUUCAGGACGAGUUAAUUUUAAGCAAGACUAGAUGGGUUUUGUAUCAUUAAUGAAAACACGAGGAUGGGGACCGAUGGAAGAUUUCCAUCCUUCCAGACUUGAGCCAAUCCUGUAGGGUAGUUUUGGUACCAUUAUAAGCAUACAUAGUCAUACAAUACUUAUUGAAAAACAUGUUCAUGUGUGACUGUAACAAAACAAACGAUAUCUUUUGCCUCAAACAAUGAUAGACUCUUUCUUGAUCUAGCUAGUAUGCAAUAGAUGAAAUGUUUAUUUUUCUUGGCUUUUCUUUGUUUCCAUUUUGCCGUUCCAGACAGGUUGAUGUGAAGUUAAUGAUCAGCUCCAAAUUACCCGAUCACCGACUGUAUGUACCUUGUACAAAGUGUGUAAUCAGCCUACAUAACC